Molecule: messenger RNA, 4289 nt
Organism: Physcomitrium patens
Lineage: Eukaryota; Viridiplantae; Streptophyta; Bryopsida; Funariales; Funariaceae
Biological process (GO): leaf senescence; trichome morphogenesis; defense response
Source: RefSeq, a predicted model, not a curated record
CUUUGAGAGCACAGGCUCCUUCUCCUCCUCCGAUUGCCGCCCCGCCACGCUCUCCGUCCCAAUCCCUCCACUGAUUUUCAAAUCUUUGAAUCCGCCAUAGCUCGUUUCGCACCAAACCCACCUGCAUUGUUGUGAUGAGGCCACACCUCGCUGCCGCCGCUUUCUACUGCUUCUUGUACAGAUAGAAAUAGUUCUGUAACGGAUUAGCUAGGCCUUGCAAGUUCGUUUUCUGAUUCCAAUCGUGAAGUCCCUGUGAUUAUUUGAGCUGAGAUUGCGAUCGCCGCUGCUUGUUUCCGUCUGUGGAAGGGUUUAGGCGUUUUGAGAGUGGUGCUGAAGACGGCGAAGUAAUUUAUUUGGAUAGCAUAUGACCGAUGAGAGUCGAGGUUUGAAUGGGAGAGAGAGUGGGAGUAAUAGAGAGGGAGAGUGUGUGUGUGUGUGUGUGUGUGUGUGUGUGUUUGUGAGUGUGACAAUUGAGAUUGCCUCAGGAUUGCGUUGAAAAAUGUAAACAGUGGGUAGUGUUGUAUUCGUGUUUUUCAGUUAAGGUAUGUGGGUACACGGCGUAGGAGCUCGAAAGUCAGGGUUUCGAGAAGAUUGUGGCGCCAUCUGUUUGCGAUGGUUGCAUCCGCGGUGUGCCGUGGCGUUCUGUAGCUGCGGCUUCAUUGGUCAUGUAGGAUCAGGGAAAACAUUUUUUCAUCGUCAAUUUCAGGGACAGGUGUUGGUCUGGUGUACACUUCAGUAUUGUUGUGGGCGACGUCAUCUUUGGGGGUUUGAGGAAGAAAGAUGCAGCAUCACCUUGUCAUACCUCUGCUCGUCGCUUUCCUUGCACUCGCAGAUUUUAACUCGUUGCUAGCAGUCUCGAAUCUGACGCCUCCCCUGUCCAUACCAUCUUUAAUUCCUGAUGAUGAUCUCGAAAUUGAAUUGCGACAUCCACAUGAUUACCUUGAAUUGGGUACAGGAGGUCCUCAAAUGGACCCAGGAGUCGAGAUUCUACAUUCAGGGCAGAUGGACUCCGAGAGUUUACCUGAUCCGGUGAUGUCAACAUGGAACGAGCAAGUGCUGGAAUUCGAUGAGCUUACGAAGUGCAUCCGAAACAGUGAAACGGGUAAUGCUAUUGAGAGGUGGUUGGAUUGUUUGGAAUCCUUUGAAGAAGUCUCCGCAACUGAGUCUCCAACCCACGAACCCUUAGAAUCGCAGCACUCGGGAACCAGCACGGAUAAAUCGAGCAGUCAUGUGAAGGUGGAAGGUUCGCUUCAGUUCUCUGAGGAUUUAAAUAUAGGGACUUUUGAUCCGUUGGGGGGAGCCUCUAUGAAAGGCAGUCAUGCGGGGAGCUUUGAGAAGAAUUCAGGAAGUGUGGAAACUUCAGAGACUGUUGGGGAUAUCUUUACUGCAACGUCUGUUGAUGACCCUUUUUCAGAUGAGAAACGAAUUUUUGGUGGUGCCCCUGUGUCAGAGGUUCAUGAAUCUAGUGCCACUGCAGCUUCUGAUUUAAGUUCGCAUUAUGGUGUGAAGACUGAUGAGGUUGACCAUCUUCGACCUCCGCCAUCUCAUAGCGAAAUGUCAGAGGAGACGGAGAAAUCUCAAGCCUUGCAUGGAAACUGUGUUGGAGCGGGUACUAGUGCCGAUGGAGGUGCAGCAGAUGCUAGGAGUUCAGGCUCGAAAGGGGAGGCUGACACUAAUGGUGUCUCAGAUGAUUCAGAAAACCUGCAGUGCAAUGUACCAAAAGAGGAUGUUGACCACAUCGAAGUACCUACUGAAACUGCGACUUUUACGGGACGGACUAAGAGAUUGCAAAACGUAAUGGACGCGUUGAAGCUGGCUGCAUGUCUUGGUGUUGCUGUAGCGCUGAUUUGGAGAAAGAAACGAAGGGAAUCAGAUUACGAAAAAGCGCAGCAGUCUCUUUUAAGUGAGCGGAUUGAGGAGUACCCGUGUCCAUCUGCUUCAGGUUUUUCAAUGACUGGCCGCGCAUCGUCAAAUACCGACAUGGCUUAUCCCAACGUGAAAGCUGGAAGCCUGUCAGCACCUCUUGGAAUGGCGAUAGCUACUGUUAUGGCCGAGGUGCUGGAGCAGGAUCCUGUCAAUAGGACGCCGCGAACAGCAGAUAAAUUAUCUAGGCUACUUGAGGCGGCAAUGACCGAAUCACUUUUGCCGGUAAUGGGCAGUGGAUGCCCAGGAUUCGUGGAGCAAUUCAAGCAGUCUUUUAACAGUACCUAUCGACUUCUUCGAACUGUUCGUAACGCUUCCAGCAGAAGUCAUGCACGUCCUUCACUAAAUCAGAGUUGGAGUCUUCCUCUAUGGCUUACUGACGCACCCUCCAGGGGUUUAUUUCGACGAACAGAUGAUGAGGAGGAUGACAGUAGCAGCUUAACAAGUUUUUCCAGAGAGGCAUAUAUGGAUCCAAUAUUUGGGUCUGAUUCUUUUGGACGUGGAAGUGCUGACUCUGCAACACAACUUACAGAGCAGUUCAGUAAGUUGAGUGUCUCAUCCAAAAAACCUGAAAAGGUGGCCAAGAUCAUGCAUACUGGCAGAGUCUCACCAGGAUAUCCUUCCAAGAAUAGGCCCUUUUUAUGUGAAUAUUCCAGCCCUCUUAAUCAGGACAUAUCUGGGGAAUUCGGCGAUGUGAGUUCUAGUCUGAGAUAUACAUCUGCAGGGUUAUCAGAACACGACACAGUAGAACGCAAACAAAAUUAUGGGGGAUCUGAGGUGCAUGAAAAUGGUGCUAGGAGUAAAUGGGGGAGGGGUGGAUUAGAGCAACUCGCAAAUAUAUGGGGUAUAGAGGAUGUAGCUUCUCAAUCAGCGAGUCAGCAAAACAGCAGAGACCACGAAGGAAGUGCAUGUAUUGAUCAACGACUUGCAAUGCAGCCGUUUGGAGAUCCGCUACCUGGACAGCUUGCUGGUGCGUCUGAGACGGGCCUUUCGCACUUAGGCGCAACUCAAUAUCAGCAGGAGAAGGUGCUGCUGAGGCGACAGGAGAUGCAUCUGAGAAAGAUGGAGCUUACUUACAAGUUUCGGGAUCUCCACUUGAAGGAGGCCAAUUUGCACCUUGCAUCUGAGACCAAUAGUCUCAUGAGAGAGGAUGUGGGUCUAAGCCGUAACAAGAUUGACCUCAAAGAAACAGAGUUUCAGUAUCGGAAGUUGUCAACUGCUUACGCGGACUUUUCAAGGAGAUGUGCCGAUGAAAUGGUGGCAGGGUUGUGUGUAAUGCUCUGUGCUCUCUUCUUUGGCGCGUGGAGAUAUUCCUAUGAUCAUCUUAUUAAUGUGGUGUCGGUCUGUCAACCCAUUGUUUAUGAGCCCAGCAACUCGUAUGUUCCUGGAUUGAGCAUGAUUGUCAACUUACUCAACCUCAUGACUUCGCAACUUCUCAUGCUCGUGUGUGAGGUCACAGUGGCAGCCCGGAUGUUCUUGGGGUUGGGAGUCAUCUCUGUCGUUGCAGUCUCGUUACUCCGCAAGAGUGUAAGCAGCAGCAGCCAGGCAAUGCCCGCAACCAUUCUCAUUGUCGUUUUAGGCGGCAUUUGUGGGGUGGCAGGAAAAUUUGCUGUGGAUAGCUUGGGUGGUUCAGGUUAUCAUUGGCUACUCGUGUGGGAAACAUUCUGCCUUGUGCACACAUCUGCAGCGUGCUUCACGUCAACCUUGUAUCGAUUUUUGAAUGGAGCCCCUCUCAGUGCCACUAGCCGAAGUCACCAACAGCCUUAUUACGUGAAGCCAUGGCUGCGCCGCUUAUGUUUCCAUGUGGUAAUAGUGUUGGUCUUACCGACUCUGGCAGGGCUUUUCCCUUUUGCACGCGUUCGAGAUAUUGUGCUUGUACUUGGUUCUAAUCUCUGGAACCUUGUGUAUUCGCCUGUGGAAUCGCAGAUCAGGAAAUGUUGUCACUUUCUUUUCUUGUAGUUUUAGACACGAUUUCAUGUUGGUUGGGUAGGAACAUCUAAGUUCAAAAAAGAAUUACUUAUAAUUUUUUUUCACUCUCCUGUGUUUUCACUUAUGAUUGUACAGCUCAUUCGUUCAGUUAACCUUCUAUGUCUUGUCUUUCUCUAGUAUAGCAACUAGAUUGAUGUAAAUCAAUUCCUCUGAUAUCCUGUCCAAGGGGGAUGGGUCAAUGUAAGGAUUCCGAGUAGCCUCUCAGCAGUUGGAUCACAUGAUGAGGCUUUCCCUUGGAGUUGGGUCAUGACAUGAUCUGUCCUGAGCCUUUUGACGAGCGUUUUCAGGGCCAGCAUACAAAACAUGACCCAUUUUCUGGUUUUGUAAUAUUUGGGUUACUAAAUUCUAAUUUCAAAGAUUUGAGGUUCUUGAGCGAA